UUAAAUGACGCUCAACCCCAAAGAAAAGAUACAGUAGUGCUUCAGAUUGCAGUAACCUUGAUGAAAUUCCGGCAUAUGUACUAAGUGGUAGCAAACAUUGUUGCCUAUUUUUCCAACUACUUGAGAAUCUUGUGUUUGGUUGCUGGGAAGUUGCCGUGUCCACGUUCUAAGUUGGAAUUGGAUGGUGAACUGUGGAAAGGCUGGUAUAGCUUAAGACACCCAAGUUCUGAAUUAGAUUGGGAAGCCGCAGGGUGUUGAAGCCACACUCAACAUGGAGCAGAGGGCACUGAAGAAGCUGGUGGAAUCCAUCAGUAAAACAGUCAAGAGCUUCAAAAAAAGUGAAGUAGAGUGUCUCAUAGGCCUUUAUCACAGCUUGGUGAGAAGAAAUGGAAGAUUUGGUAACAAAGGGCUAGACCGUAACACAUUUCGAGGGAUCCUGUUCAACAUAUUUGGAAUGACUGAUGAUAUGCUGAUGAACAGGGUGUUUUUUGCAUUUGAUAAAGACAAUGAUAAUUACAUAAGUGCAGCAGAAUGGGUUGAAGGAUUAACAGUAUUUCUUCGAGGGACUCUUGAAGAAAAGCUGAAAUUCUGUUUUGAAGUUUACUAUUUGGAUGGAGAUGGUUAUAUUUCUCGAGAAGAAGUAUUUGACUUAUUGAAGAACAGUCUCUAUCAACAGUCACCAGAAGAAGAGAAUGAUGAAGGAAUAAAGGAGUUGGUAGAUAUAACACUGAAGAAAAUGGAUUAUGACAAUGAUGGCAAGAUAUCUUUUGCAGACUUUGAAAAAGCAGUGAGAGAAGACACACUUCUGUUGGAGGUGUUGGCCCAUGCUUGCCAGAAGCAAAGAAUUGUUUUCAUUUUGAAGCCCUAG
Molecule: messenger RNA, 868 nt
Organism: Castor canadensis (American beaver)
Lineage: Eukaryota; Metazoa; Chordata; Mammalia; Rodentia; Castoridae
Product: calaxin-like
Molecular function (GO): calcium ion binding
Source: RefSeq, a predicted model, not a curated record